AUGGCGGAGUUACCUGGCUUCACAUUUACCUGGUUACUGAAUUUCCCGUUCUGUGCCUGGUCAAAAUGGUCUUAUAUAGGUCCUGAUGGGGAAAAGGCCUGGCCAAAGAAAUACCCCUUUUGUGGAGGAGUAUUCCAAUCACCAAUAGAUUUCCACAAGGAUAUUCUCCAGUAUGAUUCUAGUCUCUUGCCUUUAGAAUUCAUAGGCUAUGAUGUGCCGUCCACUGAGCAGUUUACACUGACCAAUAAUGGUCAUUCAGUGAAAAUGUAUCUGUCACCUACUAUGUACAUCAGAAACCUCCCGUUUGAAUACACUGCAUCUCAGCUUCACCUACACUGGGGAAACAGAAACAAGUCAGAAGGCUCAGAGCACACAGUCAGUGGGAAGCACUUUGCUGCAGAGCUGCAUAUCGUACACUAUAACUCUGAGAAAUAUCCAGAUGUAACAGCAGCAAUGGACAAAGCAGAUGGACUGGCCGUUCUGGCUGUUCUUCUCGAGAUUGGACCCUUCAACCCAUCCUAUGACAAGAUCUUCAGGCACUUCCGGAAUGUGAAAUACAAGGAUCAGAUGGUCCAAGUCCCUGGUUUCAACAUUCGAGAACUGCUGCCUGGCAGACUGGAUGAGUACUAUCGCUACGAAGGAUCCCUGACCACUCCUCCUUGCUACCCUAGUGUUCUCUGGACAGUCUUCCGACACCCCGUUAAAAUUUCACAAGAACAGUUACUGGCACUGGAAACAGCCAUGUACUGCACAGAAAGUGAUGACCCAGAACCCCUGGAAAUGGUGGAUAACUUUCGAAACAUUCAAGAGUUUCAUGAAAGACUGGUUUUUAUCUCCUUCCGUGAAGGUUUUGUUGUUUCUGUUGUCAUAGUCUGCAUUCUGGGAGUUCUCAUCAUUCUUGCUCUAGCCUUCUGCCUACUGAAAAGCUGCAAAAAGGGAGGCAAAGACAACAGAGGAGUCAUCUACAAACCAGGCACAUACAAGGAGGAGGAGGAAGACAUCUCCAAACUUUGAUACCCUGCUCUACCACAAAAGCACCUUCUCAUUGAUAGCACUGAUUUAUUUUGCAUUGGUGGAACACAUCUCUUGCUCUUGGCUAAUUAUAAGCCUCAAGAGUGUCCUAAAAAAACCCAACAAAACAGCCAAAAGUUUUCUGUAGCCCUGUUCUCUUGUUUUCCAGGGCAAUACAAUCUGAAUACUCCUGAACUGAAAUCCUCACCACAUUCUUUUUGUGUUUGCUGCUUACUGAGUUUAGGUCUUUUAAUUGAUUUUACAGUUAAUCCUAAAUUCCAAUUUUAUGGUUUGUUUAGCACAGAUUUUCCCAUAGGUAUUCAAAUCUGAAGACACUCAUCAAACUACAUGCACCCUUACCUGCUAAAUCAAGGUGCUGGUUUUAGCAUCAUUAAUAUAAACAAGACAAAAAGGCAACGUGUAUUUGAGAUCAGAAUUUCAACUAGGCUGUUUAGUGGAUAUAGUUUAUAAAACCACAGCAAAAUGAUGCUAGGACAUUCACCAGUGGCUUUGUAAGAGAAAUACCAGAGGAAAAGACAAGUGCAAAUGCUAUGAGAAUGUAUUGUUAAUGGGAUUCAAACCCAGGAACUCAGUGCUGAAAAAACUCUACUGCUAGAGGAACAGCUCACUUUCCAGUUAUUACACAGCCUCACAAAUCUGUUAUGGAGGUCAGCCUCUGUCUGUCACUGGCAUGAGAGAAGCACCUUGUCUUAUUAUACUGCUCUUAUUUAUAGUGUGUGUAUGAAUGAUGUGCAAAUACUGCUGUUGCUGCUACUUUUAAGCAGACUUGCCAUUUAAUAAUGAAAUCUUGAUUAAUUAUUCAGUAAUUUUACAGAUUAAUUUUAUAACUGCAAUUAUACAGUAGAUGGUUUUGCUGAUUUACUUCUCUGAAUUUAGUAAUUUAUUAGAAAGUAAUAAAAAUUAUUUUUUCAAAUCUCAAAA
Messenger RNA from Apus apus (common swift), 1953 nucleotides. RefSeq names its product carbonic anhydrase 12 (gene CA12). NCBI's taxonomy places the organism in Eukaryota, Metazoa, Chordata, Aves, Apodiformes, Apodidae. Bases 1 to 1014 code for a protein of 337 amino acids. The transcript has 11 exons. The record is from RefSeq and is a predicted model, not a curated record. Gene Ontology annotation, cellular component: plasma membrane. Gene Ontology annotation, molecular function: carbonate dehydratase activity; zinc ion binding.